This is a messenger RNA of Heterotrigona itama, 319 nucleotides long. The record is from the annotation of a GenBank genome assembly. Lineage: Eukaryota; Metazoa; Arthropoda; Insecta; Hymenoptera; Apidae.
AUGGUCUUUGCAGGUAUUUUUUUAAUAUCUUAGAUUUAGCCGAGAUAAAUGCUUGGAUUUUGUAUAAAGAAACGGGGCAAGGAAUUUCGAGGCAAGAAUCUUUUUUAUUUCAAUUGAGAGAAGAGCAACAAAAGGACCAGCGAAAACAAUCACAAAUAUAGCUACAGAUUCGUGUGACCAUCAUGAGAGAAUGCCAGAUAAGAUUUUGCAAAGGCAACAAAACGAACAAAAUCUUAAUUUAAAAUGUGAAAAAUACGUAUGUGGUAAAUGUACAAUCGAGAAUCCUAUAAUUUAUAAACAACGUGGUGAAACUGAAUAA